Messenger RNA from Alternaria conjuncta, 1128 nucleotides. RefSeq lists its product as uncharacterized. Lineage: Eukaryota; Fungi; Ascomycota; Dothideomycetes; Pleosporales; Pleosporaceae. Bases 1 to 1128 code for a protein of 375 amino acids. Gene Ontology annotation, molecular function: heme binding; monooxygenase activity; iron ion binding. The transcript has 4 exons. The record is from RefSeq and is a predicted model, not a curated record.
AUGUUUUCCGGUGAUCUUGAGGUCGUCCAACGCGAGCUACAUGAGCAGUAUGGCCCUCUUAUACGCAUCGCUCCAAACGAAGUCAGCUCCAGCGAUCCAGACACGCUACCAGUCAUCUACACUGCUCAGAAACCUUUGACCAAGACGGACUGGUAUGUUUCUUUCCGCCCACGAGGUAUCAGCGAGCACGCAGACCUCUUCACCGAGACAGACGAAGAGAAGCACACCAGGUAUCGUCGGAUUGUUCAGCCUGCCUAUCAAAUGGUCAGCAUUCUGAAGCAUCAAGCACCGACCUACAUGCGCAGCAUCAUCAUGCUGGCAGCCAUGUGUGUUCCUAGCAAUUUGAAGCAGUUCAAAGGCGUACAAGCUACCGUGGUGGAAGCUAAACGCCAGACACAACUUCGACUACAACGCUCGGCAGAAGCGGACGAUCAGAGUCAAGACAUCCUUUCUCAGCUCCUACGCAAAGUGGGGAAGAAAGAUAGUGAAGCUUGGUUCACACACAAAGAAGUCACAUUGGAGUCUUGGGCUGGCAUCAUGGCCGGCGCUGAUUCUGUCGCUGUCAACUUAAGGGCGGUUUUAUACUACCUUAUGAGGACACCCGACGCCAUGUCUAAAGCGACCCAGGAGCUACAGACCCGGCAACACCUCCUCAGCACACCUGUCAGCUUCGAAGAAUCAACCAAGCACCUACCGUAUAUCAGCGCGUGCAUUAAAGAAGCCUCUCGCCUUUUUCCAAGUACCGGAUUCAACAUGAGUCGUAUAGCUCCUGCACAGGGUGUUACCCUGUCUGGCGUCUACAUUCCAGCUGGAUACCACGUCGGUAUCAAUCCGCAGAUAGUACAAUACGAUAAGAAGCUCUUCGGCGAAGACGCUUUGGAGUUUCGACCAGAGCGCUGGCUAGAGAGCGAGGCCAGAAAAUUUGAGAUGGAAAGGGGGAUGCUACUGUUCGGUGUGGGAAAGAGGACAUGUAUCGGGAAGAACGUUGCCUUGGCGGAAGUUCACAAACUCGUUCCAGAGCUCCUCCGCUGUUUCGACAUGCAUAUGGCUCAUGAUCGUCCCUGGAAGACGUUCAAUGCUGGGUUUGUGAGGCAGAGGGAUGUCAUAGUCAGGAUUGCUGUACGUUAG